GCACAUAACCUCACAUCCACAUUGUGAAUAUCAUCAUCGUUAGAGAUAUUUGAAACAAGUCUUUUAACCCAUCACCGGGGAAUUCAACUAUGUCGUCAGAGGAUAGACAGCCACUUCUUCGGCGCCCGCUCUCGAGAGAGUGGAGGCCGAGCAAUCCUUUCGCAAACUUCAGUGUCCGCGCCCCGUCCAUCCUUUCGCGCAAUAGUAGCUCCAACGCUGUAGAUAAGGGCAAGGAAAAGGAAAAGGACAAGGACAAGGACAAGGACAAAUACAAGCUCAGAAUGCCGACGCCUCCUGCUGAUCCCACCCCGGCAACUAAAAGAGAGCAGGAAGGCCUGAUGAAUUCUCACCACAGCCAACUCAAAUUUCUUGCCCAGCGGAUCAAGUUGAUCAACGAGUUCAUGGAUAUGGACACGGUCAUGUUUGAGCGCCUCAGAAAGGAAAAUGACCGGUCAAGGGAUGCUAAAUAUAUGGAAGAACGUGUCCUUUUGCUGCACAUGUGCAAGGAUACAUUUGUCAAGAUGGUGAAAUGGCAUCGUCUAGAGGCUGCUAGAUUGGGUGCCAUGAUUGCUAGUGAAGGGGAGCAUUACGUUCCGCCUUCAGAUCUUCCAAGCCCUUUCGAAUGGACGGAGUUGUUGAAAAACUGAGCUUUCUUCCCGUCUAUUCCGAAUUUCUCCGAAUAAAGACAUUCGAACUUCAAGCACCAGAGAGGCUUGAAGUAAGUGCUGCGUGGUCUGGUUUUGGUGAAAUUAAUACGUGUAAUGAAUCCUAUUGGAUCUCAUUCCUUCUGAAUUGAUAGGCAAUUUUCUUAGCUUGCUCCUCCUUGUUAGUUUCCUUUCAAGAGGGGGUUUGCAGAUUGUCUCUGCGGUUUCCAGGUGCUUCCCAGCGCACAUUGACUCGG
This is a messenger RNA of Xylona heveae TC161, 901 nucleotides long. RefSeq lists its product as hypothetical. NCBI's taxonomy places the organism in Eukaryota, Fungi, Ascomycota, Xylonomycetes, Xylonales, Xylonaceae. The record is from RefSeq and is a predicted model, not a curated record. Bases 90 to 647 code for a protein of 185 amino acids. The transcript is spliced from 3 exons.